Molecule: messenger RNA, 3240 nt
Organism: Filobasidium floriforme
Lineage: Eukaryota; Fungi; Basidiomycota; Tremellomycetes; Filobasidiales; Filobasidiaceae
Exons: 4
Coding region: 142-3018 (958 amino acids)
Cellular component (GO): nucleus
Molecular function (GO): ATP binding; ATP hydrolysis activity; DNA binding
Source: RefSeq, a predicted model, not a curated record
CACAAAUUGAAACCCGUCUCACGAUCAGGCCGCAAGACUGCUAAACGGAAAUCCACAGCUGCCCCGGCUUCGAGAAUCUCCUCACCGCACACCAACUCCAUAGACACCGCCAUCCAUAUCCCUGACUCUCCUGACCAAGUGAUGGUCUCAAAACUACCCGUCUCGAAAAGGCGCAAGCUGGAAGCCAUGAACGACGAAGACUCGGCGAUCGUCCUCGACACAUCAUUCGACGAUGACGAUGGGAUUGAGAUCCUACAAAAAGCCUCGCGCUCCGUCUCACCGAACAAGGAGACCCGUAAAGCAACUUCAGUGUUCGCAGCCGGCCAAGGAAGACAUGUUCACCCGUUCUUUGGGCCUAAAUCCAAAUCCCGCGGGACCUCGGCUACGCGAACGGAACCGAGAGCUGAAUCGAUUAUCGAUCAGGUGGACGAUAAUCCGGAUGCACAACAGUCCCACGUCAUCCACACCAUCCCUGAAACCCCAAAGCCUGUCCGCAAGGAAGCCAAUCAUCCCGAUAGGGCCACUCACGUCUUCUUCAAAUCUAAGGGGAAGGCAUCAGAUGCAGGUGAAGCGGUGCUGGAAAUGGGUCGUAAGGCUGUCCUUGGGGAACCCGUCGCCCCUCCUUUGGUAGGGAAGUCCGGAUGGGGGAAAGGUGACGUCGAAUCGCGCUUGUGCGCAGCGAGAUUUCCGACUCAAGAGGAACAGGCUUGUCAUAUGAAGCCAGUGAGAGAAGGAGAUUCGGGAAUGAGCGUUCGAAGGGGAGGGCUCGAUAUGCCGAGAAGGGAGAGGAAACGCUCUCAGACCGAGAAAUCAGCCGAUUCUAGCUUUUGGCAAAGGCUUUAUCCCAAGGACGAGCACACGAUUUCGCGGAAUUCAGCUCCUGAGUCGACCGCUUUUGACGGAGUCGUUGCUAAUGAUCAGGCAUACAAGGAAAACGCGGCCGUCCAAGCUCUUUCUACCAAACAAGAGCAAGCCGCCCCUUAUAGCACUCGCCUUUGGACCGAUAAAUACAGACCGACCGAUUCUUCUCAGGUCCUCGGGAACGAGAUUCCCUCUGACUAUCUAGCCCGGUGGAUGAAGGAGCUUGCUCUAGGUAAAGAGGCAAAGAACGUUCCUGGUGGAAGCGAAAAGCCCAGCGCCGAUGUGACUCCCAAAAAGAGGAAGAUCAUGAGGAAAGUGAAAAAAACACGGAAGAAGAAAGAAAAAGAGGAUGAUUGGAUCGUCGAUGAUACGCUCGACCCGAUUGAUGACUACCUCAGUGCGGAUGGGACGGAUACUACCGGAAGCGUGACGGAAGACGAGAACGGGAACGCCAUUGACAUAUCGCUCGGACCUCCGAUAUACCCUACGUUCAGCUCGCGACUUGCCAACUCGAUCUUGCUGCAAGGUCCACACGGCUGCGGCAAGACAGCGGCGGUUUAUGCGGCGGCUGCAGAGCUAGGCUGGGAGGUAUUUGAAGUGAAUGCAGGUGCUAAGAGGAGCGGGGCGCAACUCAGUGCCUUGGUAGGCGAAGUUGGGCGGAACCACAUGGUAGGGCGUUCUGCACAUGCUGCUCAAGACGUCUUGCCUGCCAAGACGGUAAAGCCGGCUGAAAGUGCUAAGGAACCAAGGCGGAACGCGCUCUUCCAGGCCUUUGCCAAAGCGAACGGAAAACAAUCGUCGAGCUCCUCUUCGAAAUCUGCGUUGUCCGUCAGCACUGCAGGUCAAUCGGAUGAUACACAAUCGAAUCCCUUCAUUACGCCAUCAACCCAUGAUCCCGUCGUUGACGAGAACGGCAUAAAUCCCGCCGAGACGGCGAAUUUCGGAUUUAUUGAUGGGAAGGGUGACGGCGGCGCUGAAGGGAGAAGUAUCAGACAAUCUUUGAUACUAUUUGAGGAAGUAGACAUUCUUUACGAGGAGGAUCAAGGGUUUUGGCCGCAAGUGGUGGAGCUGAUCGCGGGCUCGAAAAGACCAGUCGUGAUGACUUGUAACGAUCUCGGUCUGAUACCGUUCGAGAAACUGCCACUACAAUGCACGCUCCUGUUUUCGCCACCUGACGCACCCUUACUUCAAAGCUACCUCUCAGAGAUCAAUCGGAUGGAACAAGGUGGCUCUCUGCCGGAGACCUAUCUGUCCAAUCUCCUGAAAGCGGCUGCUUACAAUCACCCGACCGACACUGUCCUGCAGCAACCGUUGGCACCCGUCACGCUGCGUCAGGUGAAGGGGAUUGAUCUGCGCAGGAGCAUCAUGCAACUACAGCUCGACUCCAGGUGCUCGGCUUUGCGGUCAAAAGCAAGAGCCGGUACCGGACCACAACAAGCGCACUCGACCGGCGUCGCAUCAAAAAGCCCGACUUGGAAGGAGACAAGAUUGCAGACGGAGGCAAGAUCGAAGGUGGACGCGUAUCUUAGCAUGAGUCCCAGUAUGAUUUUGGACAAUAUCGAGAUCGAUCGAUACAGACCUUCUGCGGACGAUGAAGAAGGGAUGCAUCUGGUACAGAAACCGUUCCUCUCUCCGGACCUCCCCAUCCUGCCCGCCUUUUCGAGGUCGGACGAGCUGGCGCAGACGAUAUGGGUCAUGUCGGGUAAUCCCGGAGACAUGCAGAUCGAGGCGGAGGAUCUGAUUUCGCGCUUGGCGAGGGACCGAGAGGACUACCAACUCGCAACUCUCCCCUUCCUGGAUCCUGUCAUCCCCCUCGAAUCCUAUCUCUUACCCUCUCCAGUCCUCUUCACGACUUACAUUCCAGCCAUAUCCAGCAUGGUCGCGAUCGAUGAUACGCUUGAGCAAGAGGAUGCCAUCGACGCCGCUCAAGGGAGACCUCGGAAGAAUCGAAAGACGGGCAGGAUGAUGAGAUUGACCACCAACGCUAUCAGCACGCCAAACUACGUGAGGCAGAUGGUAUCGAGCGACGAUAUCGGAAUAAAGGGAUUGCAGGCGGUGAGGGAUUGCAGGCUCAACUUUGCCAUCUUUGGCGAGGGCAACGACGCAAGGAUUAGUCAUGCGCAACCGGUGGAAGGUGACAUUCAGGUCGUCGAGUAAUCGGCCUGCGAGAUCGCUGUUGAAGGAUGUAUAGCAUUCAUAGAGGGUCGCACGCUGUUACGAGGUAUGAGGUAUUACGCCUGUCCUCUACCACAAACAUGUCGUUUUCAUGACCCAGAAUGACUUGGAACGGUCUGGCCUCUAUCAAGUUUGUCCCCGCGCCCUCUCGCCGGCCGAAGCGGAUCGGUCCGCUUGGCAAUCAAGAUCGCCCAUGUAGCGACU